Messenger RNA from Sodiomyces alkalinus F11, 1253 nucleotides. RefSeq lists its product as hypothetical. Bases 335 to 1006 code for a protein of 223 amino acids. The record is from RefSeq and is a predicted model, not a curated record. The transcript has a single exon. Lineage: Eukaryota; Fungi; Ascomycota; Sordariomycetes; Glomerellales; Plectosphaerellaceae.
CUCCCGGAACUGGUCUCCAGUCGCCACGAUCGCCUCUCAUGGAACGGAACGGCGAGGCCCUGCAAAGCCCCACGUUCCCGCACCAAUCACCAUACCAUGAUGCGUCACCGACGCGCGAGAACUUCCAGUCACCCCUGAGGACCGGCAGUCCCGGAAUGCCCCCGCGAGGGCCACUCCCCGCCGACCCACACCGCAGCGUGUCCACGCCGCCGCAGUCGUACGGCAACAUGAGGUUGGGCAGCCCCGCACCCUCGCACCCUAGCCGGAGCUUCAGUGCCAACCAAGGCUACGGCGGUGACAGCCAGGACCACUGGAACAAUGGUGGUCACCGGUGAUGGGAGUGAUAGUGGUGGACAAGGGUAUUGUUGGACUUGCCCUUUCUUCCUUCAUGAGCCUGUUCCUCUGUUCUUCACUUCCAUUUUUCCCCUCAAGUAUCCAUCCGGCUGAGUUUGAAACUCUUCUCAGCGGUAGCCUUCUUUUUUUUUCGUUUUUCUUCUUCUUUUCUUCUUGUCUUAGACCGCGGGGCCAUGGACUUUUCAGGUCUUCCCCCUAUCUAACGAUUGGCACGGGAUUUCGAGCUUUUUUUUUGGUAUUUGCAUGGGUGGAAGGGAGCCGUGGACGAAACCAACUCCCCUUCAAGAGGCAUAUCCCACCUUGGGCAUCAUUGUUGGUACGGUUCGUGGGGUUUGAAUAUGUGGGAUCGGCGUUGUCGGUGAAUACCAUCCUAACUGUCUCUACGGAGUAUAGACGUCGUCUUUGUGCUUUCCAUUUAUUCUCAUCAAGCUUUGCAAGGACGCUUUACAAUCGUGGAAUGUACAUGUUCAGAAACGACCACCGCCUUCAUUCCGAUCUUUUCCUCUUCGAAUACCCCUGCUCUGUGCAACUCGUUUCUCGCUCGAGAUGGCUCCGUCCGGACGUGAGGCCGAGGACGAGGAAAGGGUGGGAUAUUCUCGUUUCUCGGGCAUAUGCAAUUGAACUCUAUACACGCGCUUCCGGUAUCAGCUGAGCAGCUGAACAAACAUGCCCAAGGGGACGCCCAUUCAAGUCGCAUCACUUGCGGUUUUUUUGGUUUUUUUUUUUUUUUACCCUUUGCCUCGACAAGCCAUGUUCGGGUGUUUUCUCUCCUCCCUAGUCUCAAAGCCAACUCAGCCGUGCCACUCACUCAACAUAUUGUGAGCAGUGAGGCGUCUCAGCCAAAAGGUACAUGGACACAACAUUCGAAAAUAAUUUUCUACACCGUCAGAAUUCUCUUC